CACCACAAGUCACGUGACACCCGGCGUCAAACCUCGCAACAGCUACCUUAUAUAUACACCGCUCCGCGGUCUCGACUUCUCCGUCAUAUUACCUUCUGUAAUCUCAAAAUCUCUCAUCCUUUUCAAAUUGCUCUCUAAUCUUAAGCAUCCACCAUGGGGAAGAUCAAGAUCGGAAUCAACGGAUUUGGGAGGAUCGGCCGAUUGGUUGCCAGGGUAGCUCUUCAGAGUGAUGAUAUUGAGCUUGUUGCCGUCAAUGAUCCAUUCAUCACUACUGAAUACAUGACUUACAUGUUCAAGUAUGAUACUGUGCAUGGGAAAUGGAACAACCAUGAGUUGAAGGUCCAUGAUGAGAAGACCCUUCUGUUUGGCGAGAAGCCAGUUAGAGUAUUUGGAUUGAGGAACCCUGAAGAAAUUCCAUGGGCUGAGGCAGGUGCGGAGUAUGUGGUAGAAUCUACUGGAGUCUUCACUGACAAGGACAAGGCUGCUGCCCAUUUGAAGGGUGGAGCUAAGAAGGUUGUGAUAUCUGCUCCAAGCAAAGAUGCUCCUAUGUUUGUCGUGGGAGUUAAUGAGAAGGAGUACAAGCCAGAGCUUAACAUUGUCUCCAACGCAAGCUGCACCACUAACUGUCUUGCUCCUUUGGCUAAGGUUAUCCAUGACCGGUUUGGCAUAGUUGAGGGUCUUAUGACUACUAUCCACUCCAUCACUGCUACUCAGAAAACUGUUGAUGGUCCAUCCAUGAAGGACUGGAGAGGUGGUAGAGCUGCUUCAUUCAACAUUAUCCCUAGCAGCACUGGUGCAGCCAAGGCUGUUGGAAAGGUUCUCCCAGCCCUAAAUGGAAAAUUGACUGGAAUGUCCUUCAGAGUUCCCACCGUUGAUGUCUCUGUUGUAGACCUUACUGUUAGAACUGAAAAAAAGGUCAGCUAUGAGGAUAUCAAGGUUGCCAUCAAGGAGGAGUCUGAGGGUAACCUCAAGGGUAUCCUAGGUUACAUUGAAGAAGACGUUGUAUCAUCUGACUUUGUUGGUGAUUCCAGGUCCAGCAUCUUUGAUGCCAAGGCUGGAAUAUCUUUGAGCGAAAACUUUGUCAAGCUCGUCGCCUGGUAUGACAAUGAAUGGGGUUACAGUUCUCGGGUGAUUGAUUUGAUCCGUCAUAUGCACUCUGCAUAGGAAGGCUCUCGGACUCGGUUGCGCUGCAUACUUUUUAUGGGAUUUCAGGACCAGCGAAUGUCGCACUUUUGUUUUUUGUUUAUGUUUU
Messenger RNA from Cuscuta epithymum, 1252 nucleotides. NCBI's taxonomy places the organism in Eukaryota, Viridiplantae, Streptophyta, Magnoliopsida, Solanales, Convolvulaceae. The record is from the annotation of a GenBank genome assembly.